Molecule: messenger RNA, 766 nt
Organism: Ilyonectria robusta
Lineage: Eukaryota; Fungi; Ascomycota; Sordariomycetes; Hypocreales; Nectriaceae
Exons: 1
Coding region: 1-477 (158 amino acids)
Source: RefSeq, a predicted model, not a curated record
AUGGGCCCAAGAGCUCGCACCGCCAAAGGGACGGCCCCUCCAUCGAACAAGUUCCCAUCUUGUGAUUGCGACCUGAAGCCGUCAACCAAUCUCUUCCGUGCUUGGCUCCUUGGCCGCUUGGCGUUUUGCUCCCAUCGCCGGCGUCCCGAGAGAGGCCGAACGAGUUUUUUUCUCAUCCUCGUCGUCCCCGUCGCCGCGCAGUCGUUGAUAGGUUCCCGUGCCCCCGUGCGAGCGGCAUGCGUGUUGCAGACGAAAAGAUUGUUUUCGUUUCCCGUUACAAUCUUGCAUAUCAUCACAUCGCACGCACCCUGUUACAACAUGAGCGCAGUCAUCGUCCCCAACACGCCCUCGACACAAAUGCACAUCGACGUCAAGUCUCAGCGACGCUGCCGCCCCCAUGACCUCUGUUUCCUCCUCAAACUGACCAUCAUAUCCAGAUGCAUCGCAUCGGCACUGUCGGCGGCCAGCCUAAGCUGACGCUGCCUCACGCCGUUGGCAGCAUUUCGUCGCUCGCCUCCACAAAACGCUUCUCCUCUACCACUGCCGUCCAAUCCCGUAAAGACUUUCGACGUGAUCGGCCUGCUCGUCACUUGUCCCCUGCACACCCCCCAAUCGCCCCAAAUACAAGGUUAAUUUGUCACCGCCAACUUUAAGAUCCCAUCAGCGCCCUUCGGGACAAGCUCCGGGCCAUUCGAUGCAUCGUCUUAUCCCAUCCCGCGUUGGCGUUCCCAGUUCUCCCUCCCUGCUCAACGCCCACGGCGGCUCG